Pongo pygmaeus (Bornean orangutan) is the source of this 8020-nucleotide messenger RNA. RefSeq names its product solute carrier family 30 member 7 (gene SLC30A7). Gene Ontology annotation, molecular function: zinc ion transmembrane transporter activity. Gene Ontology annotation, cellular component: membrane; cytoplasmic vesicle; Golgi apparatus. The transcript has 12 exons. Gene Ontology annotation, biological process: intracellular zinc ion homeostasis; zinc ion import into Golgi lumen. The coding region runs from base 342 to 1472 and encodes 376 amino acids. Lineage: Eukaryota; Metazoa; Chordata; Mammalia; Primates; Hominidae. The record is from RefSeq and is a predicted model, not a curated record.
UCAGCCCCUCACACCCCCUAGUAGUUGCCACCUCCUGGCGUCCCUCCAACAGCUCCAGCACCGUUCUCAUCCCGCCCCCGCCGCAAGCCACGCCCUCCGCCGCGCAGGCCCCGCCCGCGACCGGCCUCCCUCCUUUCCCGUCCCAGGACGCGUUGCGCGGCCCGGGCCGGAAGUAAGCGAAUUCCCGGGUGUGUGUCUGUGUCUGUCUGUGUCUCGCAGCGGCGCGCGGCCCCGGACAAGCGCUGGGGAUUCCCGUUUGAGGCGUCACUACUGUCACUGCCAUCACCCCACGGAGCCACUUCUAGAGGGGAGUAGACCCGGCCCUUCGCUGGGCAGAGAAGAUGUUGCCCCUGUCCAUCAAGGACGAUGAAUACAAACCACCCAAGUUCAAUUUGUUCGGCAAGAUCUCGGGCUGGUUUAGGUCUAUCCUGUCCGACAAGACGUCCCGGAACCUGUUUUUCUUCCUGUGCCUGAACCUCUCUUUCGCUUUUGUGGAACUACUCUAUGGCAUCUGGAGCAACUGCUUAGGCUUGAUUUCCGACUCUUUUCACAUGUUUUUCGAUAGCACUGCCAUUUUGGCUGGACUGGCAGCUUCUGUUAUUUCAAAAUGGAGAGAUAAUGAUGCUUUCUCCUAUGGGUAUGUUAGAGCGGAAGUUCUGGCUGGCUUUGUCAAUGGCCUAUUUUUGAUCUUCACUGCUUUUUUUAUUUUCUCAGAAGGAGUUGAGAGAGCAUUAGCCCCUCCAGAUGUCCACCAUGAGAGACUGCUACUUGUUUCCAUUCUUGGGUUUGUGGUAAACCUAAUAGGAAUAUUUGUUUUCAAACAUGGAGGUCAUGGACAUUCUCAUGGCUCUGGCCAUGGACACAGUCAUUCCCUCUUUAAUGGUGCUCUAGAUCAGGCACAUGGCCAUGUCGAUCAUUGCCAUAGCCAUGAAGUGAAACAUGGUGCUGCACAUAGCCAUGAUCAUGCUCAUGGACAUGGACACUUUCAUUCUUGUGAUGGCCCCUCCUUAAAAGAAACAACAGGACCCAGCAGACAGAUUUUACAAGGUGUAUUUUUACAUAUCCUAGCAGAUACACUUGGAAGUAUUGGUGUAAUUGCUUCUGCCAUCAUGAUGCAAAAUUUUGGUCUGAUGAUAGCAGAUCCUAUCUGUUCAAUUCUUAUAGCCAUUCUUAUAGUUGUAAGUGUUAUUCCUCUUUUAAGAGAAUCUGUUGGAAUAUUAAUGCAGAGAACUCCUCCCCUAUUAGAAAAUACUCUGCCUCAGUGCUAUCAGAGGGUACAGCAGUUGCAAGGAGUUUACAGUUUACAGGAACAGCACUUCUGGACUUUAUGUUCUGACGUUUAUGUUGGGACCUUGAAAUUAAUAGUAGCACCUGAUGCUGAUGCUAGGUGGAUUUUAAGCCAAACACAUAAUAUUUUUACUCAGGCUGGAGUGAGACAGCUCUACGUACAGAUUGACUUUGCAGCCAUGUAGUGAAGGGAAAGAAAUUACGCACCUUUUAUGGACCAAAUUUUUCUGCCAGUAAGAAUUUCAGAUUGUGGGCCUCCAGUCUUCUGGAAUGUCUUCACUGAAGCUGCUGGAAAUCACUGCUUUCAUUCCCACAAAACCAGUAUUACUUUUUUUAAAAAAAGAAAGAAAUUGGAAAUCUGUGCUAUACGUGAUGUCACAAUUGUUGACGUUCUUCAGUAUAAUCAUGUUUGUUAAAUUGUUUGUACCUUGCAAACUUAUGAACCAAACCAUAUUGGGUUUUCAAAGUGCCUUUGUAUCCAAAAAUGUAUUUGCCAGCAUAGAAAUGUACCGUCAAGAGUCAUGUAUGUUUUAUUUUUAUUUUUAUUUUUUAUUUUUUGAGACGGAGUCUCGCUCUGUCGCCAGGCUGGAGUGCAGUGGCAUAAUCUCAGCUCCCUGCAACCUCUGCCUCCCGGGUUCAAGCUAUUCUCCUGCCUCAGCCUCCUGAGUAGCUGGGACUACGGGCGUGCGCCACCAUGCCUAGCUAAUUUUUGCAUUUUUAGUAGAGAUGGGAUUUCACCAUGUUGGCCAGGAUGGUCUUGAUCUCUUGACCUCGUGAUCCGCCCGCCUCAGCUUCCCAAAGUGCUGGGAUUACAGGUGUGAGCCACCAUGCCCGGCUAUGUAUUUUUUUUUUUUAAUGGAUAUUCUGUAAUCUGUACAAAACAAGACUAUUGCUAGUAAUGUAUACAAAUUGUCUUUUUGUGUACUUCCAGCAUAGGUUUGGAUAUAUAUUUUAUUGUUUUAUCUUUACAGAAAAUAAAAGGUGUUAAUUUGCUUUUUAAAACAAAUUUAAUUAUCACAUUUUAAAUUACUUUGUGGACUGUGUUUUCAAAACUUUGGAAAUUCAUCUGUUACACAGAAAAUUUUGACUUAAAACAUCUGCUGAAUUCCAAAUUUCUGUAAAAGCUACUGUAUCUGUGAUAAACUUUCCUAUAUCUUUCCUUGCCAUUUCUAUGGAUUUUAUAAUGAAAGAAAAAGGCAUUGGAGACUGAAGGCAGAAAUGGUUGUGACAGCGCUGUUUGGCUUUUUCAUUCUUCAAAUGCCAAGUCAUCCACUUUGUUUUCCUGUUUAGGCUUUGCACAAAUACAAUUGUUUCAGGAAUCCUAAAGCAGCAUUUUAUUGAGUUUGAAUUAUUAAAGGUACAGAGGAAAUGUGGUGAUGCAGAACUUUUCCUAACACAGGUAUCUAGGAAGUAAGUGCUAAGUUGAUUUUCUAGGUUCUUUCGUAUUUGAAAAAUAAAAUUGCAAUUUGAGAUAAGUGCUUGAGCACUCUACUUAAGUAUUCUCUGUGUUUUAUGAAGAGAAAAUGAUCUGAUUUUCCUUCAUACUUCAUUUUACAAUACAUAUUCCCUUUUAACUUAAAAAAUUGUAAAUGUGGGAGAAAAAACCCUGCAGGAUGGAAAUGAUGAUUAAGAAUGUAGAUCAAUAAUAAGUACUUUUUAGUGGUGUGGCAGAAAUCCCUGUUGAUUCUAAGUUUUAGAGUGUCUUUUCCCCUAUUUCUGACCUGCAACUAUAAACUACUCUCUAUUAGGAGAACUAGAGCACUUUCUUCAUUUUUUCUAAAUUGCUGCAGAUUGCCAUGAACUCUAUCAAUAGUCUCUUUUCUGCAGGCAAAGUAGUAUUUUCUAAACAUGUUUGCUUACUGCCAGGUGGUUCGAAAUCUAUGAUUUACUGCAGUAGUAUGUGCUUAAAACAACGGUUGAGGUCUUUUAAGCGGGAAAGUUCAAAAGGAAGUGUCCUGAUAAUGGUACUGGUUUUUCCACAAAUAUAAGUAGUCAUUUAGAAGUUUGCAACCAUCACCAAGUCUGAGAGAACUCUGGGAUAUUCUGUGGGUUUUGGCAUAUUAGAUAGAGAAAAUGACAGAUCUAGAUGAAGGGAGAUUUUGGAUGUGUGCCUUUGAAAACUGAUUAUGUAUAACUACUGAUAUUUCACAUAUGGAGAUAUUUGAAGACCCAAGUCUGCCUUUCACAGAGCCCUCCAUUCCAAGUUUAGUUUUUGUCAAAAUAUGAAUCAUUUUAUUUGACUGUACUAUCAGUACACAAAUGCAUGAGUAUGUUUAUAUAGUGUUAGACUGAUGUGAAUUUGCAUUUGUUACAUGACACUGCCAGCUCAUAUCAUUUAGCAAGUUGGCAUUAACAUUUAUGCUUUAAUUAAAUGCCAGUAUACCUAUGUGUGCAGCACUAAAAAAUUAGUAAGAAAAAGCAACUUUUUGUCACUCUUAGGAAAUAUUUUGUCUUAUUAGUGUUCUUGGCACAUGUGUAUUACUAAAGUAGAUAAUUCCAGUGAGAAAUACUACCUGAUUAUUGUUAUAAAAUUAAUUUACAAUGUCCCUGAUAUUGGGCUAACUCUUACAAAAAACAAACAAACAAAACUCGUAUCUGAGUGUAACUUUGCCAAUAUUUUAAAAGCCAAAAUAUUCUCUGAACAACAAAUUUGUAUUGCUCAGGGACAGUUUACCUUGCCUGGUAAACCCUCCCAAACAGAAAUAUAGCUAUACUAUCUUUGGUUUUGUUUUUUUGUUUUUUUUGUUUGUUUGUUUUAGAUGGAAUUUCACUCUUGUCACCCAGGCUGGAGUGCAGUGGUGCAGUCUCAGCUCACUGCAACCUACGCCUCCCGGGUUCAAGUGAUUCUCCUGUCUCAGCUCCCUGAGUAACUGGGAUUACAGGUGCACGCUACCACGCCCGGCUAAUUUUUGUAUUUUUAGCAGAGACAGGGUUUCACCACAUUGGCCAGGGUGGUCUUGGACUCCUGACCUCAGGUCAUCCUCCUGCCUCGGCCUCCCAAAGUGCUGAGAUUGCAGGCAUGAGCCACCGCGCUCAGCCACUAGCUUUGGUUUUUUAAACAUAGAUUAUAUUCCUCAAGAUGAAGGGCUUAACAUAUCCACAGCUUCCUCAGUUUGCUAACUCCCCAUGCGUCUUUGUGAAGGACAGUAUCUAGUUUAUCUGUAGGUCAGUGUUCCUUGUGCUGUCAUUUCCCUUAUAUCUGGAAUUUGUCAGCAUUCCUGAAAACCUACACGUGUAUAUCAGUAACCAAAAUGCUAUGACUUUUUUGCACCUUUGUACAGCAGCCAAAUCAUGAACUCAAAAUGUAUUUGAUCACAGUUCUAUAAUGUUUUUACCUACCUAUUACGGAAUAAUCAGUUUUUACAGAGAUUAUUAAUAUGGUAGAACCCUGUUAUGUAAUGCCAAAACUUAAGAACCAUAUUUACAUUGCUUAACACAGAAUUUUACAUCUAAGCAAGGACUGGCUUUAGAAGCAGUCUAGUUCUACCUCUCAUUUUACAGAUGAGAAAACCGAAGCCCAGAAAAGCUCUCAUUUGCUCAAAGUCACAGAGAUAAUUAGUGGCAAGGCCAAAAAGAUUCAGAUCUUCUGACUCAAAGUUGAGAGUUCUUUAUACUCUAUUAUGCUGCCUCUCCAGUGUAAUAUUUGCCUUUCUGUAAAUGAGAUUAAAUAUGAUUUGUAAAUAAAGGACAUCUGACCUCCUUCUUUGGUACAUUAAGGCACUUUAUAAAUGGACUUUUAUUGUCUAAUUUUUUGUAUUAUAAUUAUUUCCAUUAUAUUCUUUAUGGAAGAUGUAAUUAAUUUUAACUUUUUUACUCUUAUAAAACCAGUUCCUGACAUUUUAAAAAACGAUGUCUGUAAAAUGGAUCCUUUUAUGCAUGAAUUUUUCUAUUAAUUGCCCAAGGCUAAAUCAAAUUUAAGGAUUGCUUAGUUUCUUUAUUUUGUUUAUGGUCUCUGAACUGGUAUUUUUUUAUAAACCAGGCUAAUUCACAGGUCAUACCAUUUCAGUCUUGUCGUGUUGGCUUCCAGUCACUGGAAAAGCUUUUGCAUUUUAAAGAUUUUUAGAGCCAUGCAAAACUGGGCAUUAAAUGUUGCAUAAAACAAAUCUUUUAAGUAAGGUAAAAUGUUGAAGUCUUAACCAGAAUUCCUAAAACUAAUUACUAAAACUUCUAUUUCUAACUCUUCAUGAAAGCAUUACCUUUGGAAAGUUAAACUUUUUUUUUCCUUUCAUCACCAUCUUUGAAACAAAUUAUUUUCCAAUUCAUAAGAACUUUGGUUAAAAAAAAAAUAAAAGGAAAUUAUAUGUUUUUCUUUGGACAUUCAUUGGAAGGCUUGUUGAAGACAUGAUCCCCCAGAAGCCUUAGUGACCCAGAUCUCAACCAGAGACUCAAGAUAGCCUCAAAUACAGUGAAAGAUUAUGUAUCCAAAAAAAAAAAGAGAAAAGGAGCAGAGAAGGACAGUUCUAGUUAAAGCCAAAUGGAUGUGAGUCUGACAAGGGUGUCUUUGGUUUAUAUUUCCUAACUGCAAAUUACACAGAAAGCGAGAAUGGGGAAUAACUUUUAUUAAGUAUUUAUGUGCCAGGCGGUUAGUGUGGCCUUCAUGUUAUUACAUUUAAUCUUCAAAUUUCUACAAAGGAAUAAUUUUGCAUGAUUUUAUGAUUGACGGAGCAUUUUCAAAUCUCCUCUAAUUCUCAUAACAUCUCUGUGAGGAAGGAAUUUUUAUCCUUAUUUUACAGAUGAGGAAGCUGUUUGGAGAUAAUUUAAGUGACUUGCCUGGGGAAUCUAGCCAGUAGUAGAGCACUGAUUAAUCAGGUGCUGACAUCUGCUCUGCUUUGUGUAUGUAAUUCAGCAGUGCUUCAAAGAUCCAAGAAGUUGUAGCAGAUCUCAAUACACUCUCCUAUAAAAUUAGUGAACAAUCACCAUGACAAAAUUGGUAUGGGGGAACAGUCAUUAUACAUUAUUUAGACUCAUUCCUUUUUCCAGUGCCCUUAUGCUUAUUUCCUACCUUUACCAUUGAUCUUAAACUGUGCAGGCUAAAAAGAGGAACCAGAACUCCUUUAAGCACUUUUAAGACUAUUUAUAAAAUACAGUUUUGUUGGCAUUGAAGAGUAAGCUGCUUAAGGGACUGAAUGAAAAGAUAGUACCCUCUGUGGCUGUAUGAAGAAAGAAACUGAAUUUCUACCCAAGAGACCUUAAUUUAGUUUAUUAGGGAAUUAUCUUCCCCAAAAGUACAAGUAAUUUUGCACUGCAGGAGAAGGAUAAGUAGAUUUGAUUUACAUUACAUUUUAUACACACCUUUCAAAAGGAAGAAAUCUGUUUCAUAAAUAGUAGUAAUCUAUGCUUAAACUUAACAUUUAAUGUUGACUUCUUACAACAGCCUUGAAAAUUAUUUGUAAUUUUGAUCAUGAUGUUGGAAAGCUUGUAAUAAAGAAUAUCUUUCUCUUCUGCAUCCUUUUAUCCUCAAACUUAGCAUGGAUUCACAUGCUAAGUAAAUGUUUGGUUAACUAGUGAACAUUUUAGAUAGUUGUGUCAAAAGUAAGGGUUAGGGAUAGGUAAAACCAGUAAUUUACUGUUUUUUACAGAAGACAUCUCAGCAUUUCUUUGGCAUUUUUGCACGAAUAAAUGACUAUAUAUUCACCUUGGCCAUUUUUUUUUAAGUAGCCCUGUGAGCUGCUCAUUCUUUUUCAUAUACAGUGGAAGUAUACAGAUGUUAUCCAUUUUACAAAUUGUUGGAUUGGAAUUUGACAGAAUCGGGACUGUGGAACCUGGGUCACUUGAAUUUUCUAUAUUUUGUAUGGCCAAAUCAGGAACCAGACAGUCUCCAUAGUCUCCUUUGUUUUUAUGGAAAAUUGCCAUAUUCACAUAUUUCAUUUGUCCUAAUGUAUUGUCAUCCAAAACGAAAGAGGUCUUUCUUGAAGGUGCUUUAAAGACAUCACUACAUGUAUUCAAUUACUGAUUUAAAUAUUCCCAGAAUUAUUUUUUACCUUUCUCUUUUUCCUCUCAAACACAAAAUUUUAGUAGUACCUCCCUCUAUUUCUUCACUGAUUUUUCAUCUGUUUUCAUUGUUAUUUCCACUAUAGAACUUCUACUUUAUACUAGUGGGGAAAAUUUUUUUAUUUAGAAUUUUAAUAUUUGAAUUUUGUCUAUGUAUCACAUACUGUGCUACAGUUAGCCUCAAUGAAGAUUCUAUUUUGAACUAGACAUCCUGUCAAUAGUUUGUCAAGUAACUUCAUUGCUUCCUUUAAUAGCAAUUCAGUGAAAUUUUUUCCCAAGUGAUAUUUUCCCCCAACUUUUGUGAGUUUGAUAAACAAGAUAGUCUUUUAUAUUGGAAAUACUGUGAAUGGAAAAUUGCCAAAUCCCUUCUUAAUAUAUUUUAAACACCCCUACAACACUUUACCUCCCUGUCUUUAGUGGUAUUUAAACAUAUGGCCAAGUUAGUAUUUGGGUUUGAUUCCUUUGGUGAAGAUUAAGGCAUCAAAACAUUUCUUAAAAUGUUUGAGUACAAGGCUAAGUUAUAAUGUCAACUUUCAAAGACUAUGUUGUGAUUUGGUUUGAAUAUGCUGAAGUGAGCAAUUUUGAUUUGCCCAAGUGCAAUACAACAAAUCUAUAAUGUAUAUUUCACAUUUUCUACUUGAACACAUUCAUGUAUAUAUUUUGUUAAACUUCAUAUGUAUUUAAAAAGAAUCAUGAACUGUAUCAAAAUUCUUUCAAUAAAAUUUCUGUUUAAAAAUCUCUA